AUGAGCUCGAUGACGCAGCGUAAGCUCACGGCAUCCGCUACUGUGGCACAGGCAUGUCGUCAGGCCGUGGCAGAGCUUGAGAAUUGGUCACUUUGGGCCUACCGCUCCACCACAGGAGAGGAAUGGGACGCGCAGCCUGCUUGUUUCAUUACGGAUUAUCUGUUAGCCGUACAGUGCUUUACUUUUGCCGUGUACAUUGGCCUCUUUGCCGCAACAGACAAGGGUGAUUUGGCUUGGUAUUUUAUGUACUUCAUGGCGCUUGGGAUUUCGGCGGCAAUGGGCGGCUUACUGCACCAUGUUGCCUUUGAGGCCAUGCGUGAUAUCGCGCAGAAGCAAGAGAAUCAACUCGUCAAGACCGCACGCAUCUUUGGCAUGAACCUCAGUCGCUCCACUGUGGAUAAUAUGAUUGAUGUUUUGUGGCGCGUUGUGCUAGCCUGUUCCAUCUUUACCAACUUUUCGCUGCUUUCUCUAGCUGCCAGCCGCCACUUGCCCGAGACCUGGGCCUACUCUAUCAUCGCCCUGGCUGCCAUUUUCUAUGUGGUGCUGGCUGUAUGGGCUAGCGUCAGCAUGCACGCGGUGUUUCUUUUCGUUGGCUUCAUCCCUGUAAUGGUAUUUGGCCCUAUCGCUUGCUUUAUGACGUGGAACUGGGAGUGGAGCCAUUCGACUAAUGAGCUGCUUGUGUACGGCGUCAAGCUCGUGGGUGGCCUCAUCCAGGGUCUCGUAUGGGCUCCUAGCAAGGACAAGUUUAAUCACAACGCCUUAUCGCACGUGUUUCUCAGUAUGGCAGCAACGCUCAUGCUCAUUCACUUUAAGUUCUAA
Molecule: messenger RNA, 819 nt
Organism: Peronospora belbahrii
Lineage: Eukaryota; Oomycota; Peronosporomycetes; Peronosporales; Peronosporaceae
Source: the annotation of a GenBank genome assembly